Molecule: messenger RNA, 1164 nt
Organism: Fusarium mangiferae
Lineage: Eukaryota; Fungi; Ascomycota; Sordariomycetes; Hypocreales; Nectriaceae
Exons: 6
Coding region: 1-1164 (387 amino acids)
Source: RefSeq, a predicted model, not a curated record
AUGACCAAACCAGCGAUGGAACCGCCUCCAGGCAAGGAGUCCAACUUUGACAAUCCCGACCGGGAGUUGUACUACAUAUGCAUUGCUUCUAAUGCAAUCGCAAUGUCUGUUUGUUCGAUCUUCGUCUUUUUACGUCUAUGGGCCCGUUACAGGCUGGCGAUGAGGCUUCGGUUAGACGACAUUGCCUGUGUCAUUGGAUACAUCGGCUUCAUGGGAUACUGCACCAUGUGUCUGCUGAUGUUGAGAUACGGCGGUGGCCUUCACCAAUGGGAUGUACCAGAUCACCUCAUAACGCAGUAUAACCAAACGGUCUACGCGACCAUGGUCAACUACGGCCCAACAGUCUUUGCCAUCAAAGCAGCUAUCCUUCUUUUCCUCGCCAGCAUCUUCGCCCCUUACAAGACCUACGUCAAAUGGAUAUAUGGCUUCCUGGCAGUUAUGGGUGUCUACUACGUCGCGAUGCUGUUCCUCAAGAUGUUCAUAUGUCGUCCGAUCUCCAUGUUCUGGGGCGCUACAACAGAUGGCGAAUGCUUCAAUCAGCGAGUUCUUAUCCUUGUAGACAACAUCAUCAGUCUUCUCAGCGACAUCGUGGUCCUUCUUCUGCCCUGUCCUCUUACCAAGAAACUCCAAGUGGGACUUAUCGCAAAGCUCAAGAUCGUCGCGAUCUUCGGAGUCGGAGGAAUCGCCUGCAUCUUUAGCCUUGUUCGGCUAGUCUUCAUUAUCCAUAAUGGGGAAAGCCCUGAUCAGACCUAUGUCUUUCUGCAAAUCAACUUGACUGGAAUCGCUGAGUGUGGUAUUGGAGUUGUUUGCGCGUGCUUCCCAUUUAUGCCAAUGUUAUGGAAGUCCAUUCUUCACAAAGACAAGCCAGGCUAUUCGUCCAAUUACUCAAGGUCACAGUUUGAGAUGAUGAGUUCGUCCAAACAGCGAUCGCGAAACACGGGGCAUACGCCAGAAAGCGUGCACUAUAACGAGGAUAUGGGGAGUGAUGAGAAUAUUCUCAUACCGAAUGGCAAGUCGUGCGUUACCACCAACGUUCGUGCUGGCGAUGGUACCGCCGAGGGAAGUACCGGUAGCAUUGGUGAUGGGAACGGGGGACACGGAGCAAGCCUUGAUGACUCGCAUAUUCUUCGAACUGUUGAGGUGCGUCAGUAUGAAGAGCGUUGA